Messenger RNA from Ochlerotatus camptorhynchus, 506 nucleotides. RefSeq names its product mediator complex subunit 10 (gene MED10). The record is from RefSeq and is a predicted model, not a curated record. Gene Ontology annotation, biological process: positive regulation of transcription by RNA polymerase II. Gene Ontology annotation, molecular function: transcription coregulator activity. Bases 61 to 453 code for a protein of 130 amino acids. Lineage: Eukaryota; Metazoa; Arthropoda; Insecta; Diptera; Culicidae. The transcript has 2 exons. Gene Ontology annotation, cellular component: mediator complex.
UCAUCCGCUUCGCUUCUGGACGCAGUUUCAUUUUCCAUCGUCGGAACCAUCAGCAGUGAAAUGGCAUCCCCAUUGGAGAAUCUAGAAAAUCACCUGGAAAUGUUCAUCGAAAACGUGCGCCAGAUCCGGAUCAUCGUUAGCGACUUUCAACCGCAGGGCCAGAACGUGCUGAACCAAAAGAUCCAAUCGCUGGUAACAGGAUUGCAGGAAAUUGACAAACUCAAGAACCAAGUGGACGUGAAUGUACCGCUGGAAGUGUUCGACUACAUCGAUCAGGGCCGAAAUCCUCAGCUCUACACCAAGGACUGCAUCGACAAGGCACUGACCAAGAACGAAGAGGUCAAGGGCAAGAUCGAUUCCUAUCGGAAGUUUAAGAGCAACUUGCUGAAAGAGCUGGACGAUACCUUCCCGACCGAGAUAGCCAAGUACAAGGCGAUUCGGGGGGAUGAAUAGUAUUAGGAAACGGAAGGGGGUUCCGGUAGGUUUAGGUGGAAUUUAUUUAAUUU